Messenger RNA from Fusarium poae, 1413 nucleotides. RefSeq lists its product as uncharacterized. The record is from RefSeq and is a predicted model, not a curated record. Gene Ontology annotation, molecular function: oxidoreductase activity, acting on paired donors, with incorporation or reduction of molecular oxygen; monooxygenase activity. NCBI's taxonomy places the organism in Eukaryota, Fungi, Ascomycota, Sordariomycetes, Hypocreales, Nectriaceae. The transcript is spliced from 7 exons. The coding region runs from base 1 to 1413 and encodes 470 amino acids.
AUGUCUGCGCAAGAGAACACCAAGGAGGGCAAGAAGAGCCUCAUUCUCAAUGCCUUUGUUGAGAUGUGUAGUGGGCACCAGUCGCCUGGACUCUGGCGUCACCCUGAUGAUCAGUCAUGGCGGUUCACAGACAUCGAGCACUGGACAGACCUCGCAAAGCUGCUCGAGGAGGCCAAGUUCCAUGGCGUCUUCAUUGCAGAUGUCCUAGGUGGAUAUGACGUCUACAAGAAAUCACUUGACCCUGCUAUCAUUUCAGGAGCUCAAUGGCCUGUCACGGAGCCUCUUUCGAUCAUCCCGGCCAUGGCCGCUGUGACAAAGAACAUCAGCUUCGGCGUGACAGUCUCAACAACCUACGAGCAGCCGUUUCACCUGGCUCGAAGACUGUCGACACUUGACCAUUUGACCAAGGGAAGGUUCAUUGUCACAAGCUACCUGGACUCUGCUGCUCGCAACCUUGGUCGACAAGAACAGCUAAGCCACGACGAACGAUAUGCCAUCGCUGAGGAGUACCUGGAAGUUAUGUACAAGCUCUUCCAAUCCUCUUGGCGCGACGACGCCGUCACGCUGGAUCGUGAGGCAGGUAUCUACACCGACCCGUCGCGCGUGCGAGAGAUCGGGCACAAAGGCAAGUACUUUAACGUCGCCGGCCCUCACAUCGUCCACCCCAGUCCCCAGCGCACGCCUCUUCUGCUGCAAGCUGGAGCAUCAAAGGCUGGCAAGCUCUUUGCUGCUCAGCACGCAGAGGCAAUCUUCACUUCGGCCCAUGCUCCUGCCGUGGCCAAGAAGAACAUUGCCGAGAUCAGGCAGACGGCCAAGGAUACUUUUGGCCGAACUCCAAGCAACAUCAAAGUUCUUGCGCUGGUCACUCCCAUUCUUGGACGCACUGAGGAGGAGGCAAAGGCAAAAUAUGACGACUACAAGCAGUAUGCUUCGCUCGAAGGAGCGCUGUCGCUGUUCGGAGGCUGGACUGGCAUGGAUCUGAACCAGUACGGUGAUGACGAGGAGCUCAGAGAGGUGGAAAGCAACGCUGUUAAAUCUACUGUUGAGGGCUAUGCUCGAUUCUCGCCUGUUAACUCGAAGUGGACCAAGCACACUGUGGCAGAGCAUGUAAGUCUCGGUGGCAACGGACCAUUAAUUGUCGGCACACCAGCCCAAGUCGCAGAUAGCCUCGAGGAAUGGGUUGCUGAAGCUGGCGUUGACGGUUUCAACUUUGGCUAUGUUCUAUUCCCGCAAUCCUUCAAGGACAUUUCUGAUCUCUUGAUCCCCGAGCUUCGAAGCAGAGGACUCUUCUGGGAUGACUACGCUGUUCCUGGAGGCACUUACCGCGAGAACUUCUAUGGCAUUGAGGGACAGAAGUACCCACUGAAGGAACAUGUUGCUUCGUCACACUUGUGGUCUGCUUCUGAAAAUUAA